Molecule: messenger RNA, 2462 nt
Organism: Tripterygium wilfordii
Lineage: Eukaryota; Viridiplantae; Streptophyta; Magnoliopsida; Celastrales; Celastraceae
Product: pentatricopeptide repeat-containing protein At4g04370
Exons: 1
Coding region: 63-2339 (758 amino acids)
Biological process (GO): RNA modification
Molecular function (GO): RNA binding; protein binding
Source: RefSeq, a predicted model, not a curated record
AAGACGACAUUUGAUUGUCCUGUUCGUUGUGCCUUCAUGAUUAAUGAGAGAAAGGAUGAGUUAUGAACAGGCUCAGACCUUCUACCUUCACUGCCCCGACGACAACUCCAUCUCUACGACCGCCACCACGGCCUAUUCCAACCUUUACUACCAAAUCCUUCAACGCUACCAUCAACCGACUAUCCUCCCAGAACGCUCACUACCAAGUUCUCACUACCUUUUUGUCCAUGCUUAUCACCAAUACUCCUUCAGACCCGUAUACCUUUCCUAGUCUACUCAAAGCUUGCACCUCCUUAAACCUUCUCUCCUUCGGCCUUUCCGUUCAUCAACAUGUUGUCGUUUCUGGGUUCUCUUCGGAUUCAUACAUUGCUUCCUCUUUUAUUAAUUUCUAUGCUAAGUUCGGGCUCACUUGCAAUGCCCGUAAAGUUUUUGACAAUAUGCCCGAGAGAAAUCUGGUUCCUUGGACGGCUAUCAUUGGAUGCUAUUCGCGUGCGGGUGAUGCUGAUAGUGGAUUUUGUUUAUAUAACCAAAUGCAAAGCCAAGGUAUUCAGCCAAGUUCCGUGACCUUGUUAGAGUUGCUUUCUGGGGUGGCUGAGCUGUCUGCCGUGCGGUCUUUGCAUUGUUGCACCAUAGUGCGUGGUUUUGAGUCUGAUAUUGUUUUGGUGAAUUCCCUUUUGAAUUUAUAUGGUAAAUGUGGAAGCAUUGAGGAGGCCAAGUACUUGUUUGAUUCAAUGGAUCAAAGGGAUAUAAUUUCUUGGAAUUCUUUGAUUCUGGGUUAUUCCCAAAUGGGAUAUAGUAGAGAGAUAUUGCAUCUUCUGUAUAGAAUGAGAAUUGAAGGUGUGGAGCCAAACCAGCAGACAUUUGGGUCUAUGGUGUCUGCAACUGCAAGGCAGAGUGACCUUGGUGUUGGAAAAUUGGUGCAUGGUCAGAUCUUAAAAUCUUGUUUUGAGAUGGAUUCGCAUGUGGAGACAUCACUUGUAAACAUGUACCUGAAAUGUGGAGACAUUGAUGCUGCAUUUCAGAUUUUCGAACAGACGCCAGAGAAAGAUGUCAUUUUUUGGACAGCAAUGAUAUCUGGACUUGCACAGAGUGAUUGUGCUGAUGAGGCACUAGUUGUUUUCAGUCAGAUGUUAAGAUCAAGAGUAGAACCAUCUACAGAUACCGUGGCCAGUGUUCUUGCUGCUUGUGCACAAUUAGAAUCCCUUGAACUAGGGGCCACUAUUCAUGGUUACACAUUGAGGCGAGAAAUAUCGUUGGACAUUCCUGCCCAAAACUCUCUCAUUACCAUGUAUGCAAAAUGUGGUCGUUUGGGGCAAGGUUGUGUUGUUUUCGAUACGAUUGGAAAGAAGAAUUUGGUUUCAUGGAAUGCCAUAAUUGCAGGACAUGCUCAAAAUGGCCACUUAUGCAAGGCGUUAUCCAUUUUCAAUGAGAUGAGGAUCACUUGUCAAAGACCUGACUCAAUAACUGUUGUCUCUCUCCUUCAAGCUUGUGCAUCAAUUGGUGCUCUACAACAAGGGAAGUGGAUCCAUAACUUUGUAAUUAGGUGUUGCCUCGGUCCUUGCGUCAAGGUUGACACAGCUCUUGUGGACAUGUACUGUAAAUGUGGUGAUCUGGAGAUGGCUCAAAAGUGUUUCGAUGGGCUGUCACAGAAAGAUCUGAUUUCAUGGAGUGUGAUCAUUGCAGGUUAUGGCUGCCAUGGCAAAGGGGGGAGAGCGUUGAAAUUGUACUCAGAAUUCCUUCAAACUGGGAUGGAGCCGAACCACAUUAUUUUUCUCUCAGUUCUCUCGGCUUGCAGCCAUAAUGGACUUGUUCAAGAAGGAUCAAACUUGUUCCAGUUGAUGACUGAAGAAUUUGGGAUCAAACCUAAACUUGAGCACCGUGCCUGCAUUGUUGAUCUUCUUUGUAGGGCUAGAAGAGUGGAGGAGGCCUAUAACUUUUACAAGCAGAACUUCCAAGAACCAGCAGUAGAUGUUCUAGGCAUACUUCUUGAUGCUUGUCGUGCCAAUGGUAACAUGGGACUUAGUAACAUUAUUGCUGAAGAGAUCUUCAUGUUGAGACCUGUGGAUGCUGGAAAUUAUGUUCAAUUGGCACACAGCUACGCUUCAAUGAAUAGAUGGGAUGGCGUAGGAGAGGCAUGGACCCAGAUGAGGUCACUAGGCUUGAAGAAACUCCCUGGUUGGAGUUCAAUUGAACUACAUGGGAGUAUGACAACAUUUUUCAUGAAUCACAAUUCACACACCCAAUAUGAACAGAUAGUGUCAAAGCUGAUAACUUUGAGAUGGGAAAUGAGAAAUAUGGAGACUUGCUGUAAAACCAAUCAAGUUGUUGGCAUAUGGUGAUUUUGUGGCCCAGUGGCUGAGUUGCAAGAGGUCAUAGGUUCGAUUCCUAGUAUGUCCUCUAUGUUGUUUACUCUUUUUUAGGAAAAAUCAAAUUUUCAUGUUACAAUACUUUAUUUGUCUUUG